AGCUCCCACCACCCUCCACCCCGUCGCGAAGACUGACGAAAAUGCUCGCUUGAUUAGGCAAAAUAUUUUCACCAAAUAUUGUGCAAUAGUUGCUCGUUUUGCGUUUAAAAUGUUUCAAUUUGUCAAACAAGCCGUCGCUACCUCUUCAGCGGUUCGCUGCUCGCUCCUGACGACGACCGGUGGCCGGACCGCUUCGCAAAGGGCGGUCCACACGAAACGGAUACGGGUGCCGCCACCGGUGAAACCCUGGAACGAUGCCCACCUCAAGAUCACCCCGUUUGGAUGGGUUUUACUGGCCAUUCCAGCGACAACGUUUGGCCUGGGCUGCUGGCAGGUUCAGCGCAAACAGUGGAAGGAAGAACUGAUCCGAAACCUCGAGACGCGAAUGCGUCUGGAGGCGCGUCCGAUCCCCGAUGACUUAACCGAAUUGGACGACAUGGAGUACCAGAAGGUCACCGUGCGAGGUCACUUCCUGCACGACCAGGAGCUGCAUUUAGGGCCGCGGGCCCUCAUCCAGGACGGAGACUCCAAGACCGCCGGAGGACUAUUUUCCCAGAAGGAGACCUCGAUCGGAUACCUUGUCAUAACACCCUUCAAGCUUGAAGGAAGAGACGACACCAUCCUCAUCAACCGUGGCUGGGUUCCGAAGCGCUACCUCGAUCCGGCCACCCGACCCGAAGGUCAACCCCGCGGGACCAUCGCUCUGGAGGGGGUCGUCCGGCUGCCCGAGAACCGUCCCCAGUUUACGCCGAACCAGCGCGGCGCCAUCUUCAUGUACCGGGACGUACCGCGGAUGGCGGAAAUUCGCCGUACCUCGCCAUACUUCCUGGAUGCAACGGCGGCGGCCACCGUUCCGCACGGACCGGUGGGCGGCCAAACGCGGGUCACACUGCGCAACGAGCACCUGUCGUACAUUAUGACCUGGUUCAGCUUGAGCGGGUUCACCGCGUGGCUCUGGGUGCGGCAGGUUGUGCGCGGGAAGUCGUUUUGAGGGAUGGAAAUAUACGCUGAUUGAUGUUUGUUGA
This is a messenger RNA of Culex quinquefasciatus (southern house mosquito), 1025 nucleotides long. RefSeq names its product SURF1-like protein (gene Surf1). Gene Ontology annotation, cellular component: membrane; mitochondrion. Bases 110 to 991 code for a protein of 293 amino acids. The record is from RefSeq and is a predicted model, not a curated record. Gene Ontology annotation, biological process: mitochondrial respiratory chain complex IV assembly. NCBI's taxonomy places the organism in Eukaryota, Metazoa, Arthropoda, Insecta, Diptera, Culicidae. The transcript is spliced from 5 exons.